CAAACUUCUCUACUCAGCAGUUUACUAAACUGUUUGAAACCACAACUCUACUCUCUAAGAAGACAAACCCUCUUCUUGUUACAACGCCUCGAUCACGCACAAACUCUCUUCUUUCAGUAACGAAAACAUUACAACGCAGUGAAAAUCCUAUUACAAAAAUAAAUAUCAAAACAAUUCUAGAUUCAAACUCCUAUUCAAAACUCGCUGCUUUAGCUUUUCUUGCUGCUGCACUUUUUGCUACUGGAAUACACCCUUGUGGGUGUGUGCAAAAAGCUGCUUGACUCUAUCACCGCUUUUCCUUAUAUAUCAUCAGGAUCUCCCCUAGGGUUUCCUUGUAGACGUUGUGUCCUACUACGAAAGGUUCUACAAUUCCAUCAAGGAUAUUCUGUUUUGUGCACUCUAUUAGACGAAAUAAACAUUUGGGCCGAGAUAAACAUUUGGGCAGCAGUAAACAAGACCAUAGGCCAACUUAGAAUAGAAGGCUUCUUAUUUUUAGCUUAGAAGAGAAGUUUGUUUUAUUUUAGUAUAUUUAGUCUUUGUUUAGCUUAGUAGAGAAGAUUCUUUAACUUGUAUAAAUAAAGAUGAUUGGUAAGGAAUAUGGAGGACAGAAAAUUCCCAAACACUGUCUUUGUUUACAUGUAUCAGAGAGGCAGCUCGUUGCAUAUAAAUCAUCUUCUCGAUUAUCAAUUUCCUUCAUCUAACCUAUCUCUACAAUGGUAGAUGAAGUCACUACUUCUUCAGCAUCUUCUGAAUGGUUAUUAUCUUCACCCUUAAGAUUUACCUAGAAUGGUCUUGGUUAACACUCCAUUUGAUGGAAAAGAUUAUCAAGGAUGGAAGAGAUCAGUGCUUAUAGCACUGUCAGCCAAGAACAAACUUGGUUUUAUCACUGGUACUGAUACUUCACCAGAUGCUCAAUCUCCAGAUCUGAAAUCUUGGAGCAGAUGCAAUGACAUGGUAAUAUCUUGGUUUUUUAACUCAUAUCGCUGAUAGUGUUAUAUACUCUAGGACUGCUAAGGAUUUAUGAAUGAGUCUAGAGCAUAGAUUUGGACAAUCUAAUGGAGCCAAUUGUUUUACCUGCAAAAGGAACUAAAUAGGUUAGUUCAAGAAAUCAUGACAUUGCAGGAUAUUUCACUAAACUUAAGAGACUUUGGGGGUGAUCUGGAGUCUUUCAAGUCUGAUAAGUACAUAUGUGUGUGUAACUGUGAAGGUAAAGUGAAGCUAGAAAAAACUCUUGAAGAUGAGAAGCUUAUACAAUUUUUAACGGGUGUGAAUGAUGUGUAUGCUCAAGAAAGAGGAAACAUCUUAAUGAUGAAUCUGCUUCCCAACAUAAAUGUUGCUUACUCUCUGAUUCUGCAAGAUGAAAAUCAGAGAGAGACCUAUAUGAGUAAGUUGAUCCCAAAUGAUUCUUCUUCUUUUAUGAUAAGCAAUGUGAAUCAAAACAAAUUUGACAAGAAAGUCCAGAAACCCCCUGGUGUUAUUCCUAACUUUGGAACUAGAUCAUUCAAUUAUCCAAGGAUGAACAAUCAUCAGCAAUUACCCAAAUACACAAGGACGAACCAGCCAUAACAGAAAUUUAGGGUUAAAAAGAAGUAUAAUCCUAAUGUAUCCUGUGAUUUUUGUGGUAAGACUGGAUAUGUUGAUGAUGAUUGUUUCAGGUUACAUGGUUUUCCCGAAGAUUUUCAGUUCACAAACAACAGAGAUGGACAGGUUUCGAUCAGAGAGAAUGCUAUUAUGUCUGGAGAAGAAGGUGACAAUGAGCAUAAGAUUGACAUGGAUUUAAUCAAUCAACAUUUCACCAAAGAACAAUUCAAGUAUUUCAUUCAAAUGGCAAAACAGAAAUCAACAGAGGGAUCAUCCAUGAACAAGGGAUCUGAGAUAAAUGCUAAUGAAGUUCCUGGACGCUUUAAUGAAGAGGCCUCAAGCUUUUGGUGAAGUAAAGGAAGGUCUAUACUUGCUUCAAAUUAUUCCUAAGGAGACUAAUGGGAACCAAGAGAUUUACAAGGAUUCUAAAGUCCUUUCUAACUUUAACAAUACCAAAUCAUGUGGCGGUUAAAAUAGCCCUUGAUCUUAGAAAGCUUCUCGUUGACAACAGCCUUCUUGAUGUCUCACAAACAGAUUUGGAGGCAAACUUGUUUAAGCUUAUGGAGUGGAGAGCUUUCGGAGAAGAAUAUAUAAAACGUUAUAAAAUGACGACAAGAUUUCAUCACCAAAGAGUUCCUCUUGUAAUUCUUGUUUGUGGAACUGCCUGUGUUGGGAAGUCUACUAUUGCUACUCUACUUGCACAACGGCUGAACUUGCCAAAUGUCUUGCAGACAGAAAUGGUGUAUGAAUUGCUGGGCACAUCGACAGAUGCACCUUUGACGUCUUCACCAGUAUGGACACGUGACUUCAGCUCAUCAGAGGAUCUAAUCACUGAAUUUUGCAGAGAAUGCAGAAUUAUAUGGAAAGGUUUGGCUGGCGAUUUGAGAAAAGCAACAAAUGAUGGUAAACCAAUUAUAAUUGAGGUAUGCUAAUUUCCCCCCACGCUUAUUGUUUUCUGAAGUGCCCUUGCUGUUUUUCUUUUCCCUUUUUUCUUCCAAGCUUUGUUUGAACUCUUUGAUUGGUAAAGGUGGAAUACAAGUAGCAGACAGUGAGUCCUUAUAAUCAAAUUCCUUGUAUAACAUCAGCUUAUUCAACAAUUAAAGCCAAUAUGAAGUUUCCUUUUGCUUCCAUAUGCAAAUUUUUGAAAAAUAUAACAUCUUGUUUAAUAAUUGAUAGCAGUACCAGUAAUGAAGUUUCCUUUUGCCUCGACCAUCCAGUGAUCUCUCUUUGAUGGUAAAAAAAUGAUGGCAGGGAAUACAUUUAGAUCCUAGAAUAUACCUUAUGGAAGAAAAUCAUAAAUUACUACCACCACCCAACGCAGACCACAAAAAAACAAACUUUUCGAAGGUAAAGGACCACAAGGAAAGUGAAAGAAAUCACAUCAAUGGACUUGGAAGCCAGACUGGCGGUAAAUAUUGCUAUCUUGAGAACGGUAGUACGGAGGGAGCAUCUUCUGAGUUGGACAAACUAACAGAUUCUCUGAAAUCCAUGAAUAUUUUCGAGAAAAUAUCUGAAAAUCCAGGUUCAUCUUGCAGCAACUUUGCCACUUAAAAUGUUCAGAAAAUAUCAUGCACUCAAUAAGUUCUCCUUUUCUUUUCCAUUUAAAUUCUUCGCAGGACCGAAGCCUCCUAAUGAAUUUUAUGACCAUUGCUGGUGAAACAGUUAAAGAUUUAGGAGCAGACCAAAUUCCCGCUCUGAAAAGACAAACUUUGUGUGAUCUACCAAUAUUUGUUCCUAUUGUUAUAAAGAUGGCUGACUUUGACCAUAAGGUGGUUUAAAUUCUAUUAGCUUGUUUCUUUCAUACAAGUGAAUAGAGCUCUUUACUACUGAAUUUAUGAAACAAUCUUCUUAUACUCGAAGUCAAGGAGAUCAUGUCGUUGUCUUACAUUUCAAUGUAUCCUCUUUCCCCACCCAUUUCAAUCAUUCCCAAUGGCUUUUUCCAUCUAUCCAUGUUCUCUUUCUUGUUAUUAGUGUAAUAUGCAAGUAAAAUAAGUCCUACAUAUUAUCUUAUACUGAAAUGUGUGACACAAAGGAAUAGGACUGCUCCUCGAUAUUCUAUUUUGGUGCUCAACUUAUUGAGGAAGUUUUCGACUUUUAAUAAAUAACCAGGCAUUUCUUGAGGAGUGGGUAGCUACUUGUACAUUCAGGGAUAAGCUUCCUGCUCAGGUUUCAAAUUCUUUUAAGCUUUCUAUAUAAUUUGGUGCCUGAUCUUGUCAGUCUUUGAUACAUGUCCCAUAUUUAUAUAUUUACGAUGAAAAUAAACAUAAUGUAUUUGUAUGCUUAUGAACCUUUUCCCUUUUUGUGUUUCUUUUCUUAAGCUGUUAGUUCACUUGUGUAACUUCUUUCCAGGAUAAAGACAAAGUGAUAACUAACUUGCUGACUAUUCAGGACUACUUGUGUUCAUUUACAUCACAGGGUUUGACUGUUGACGUACCAGCUGCAACAUUUCCACAGACACUGGAUUGGCUGCAUAACUAUCUUCUUCAGUGUCUUGAGCAAGGUUUCUAGGGGAAAUCAUGAGCAGAAGUCCAAGGGUUGACUACUAACCAUAUUCUUAAUGAAUAAGGUUUUGGGAAAAGAUAAGAGUACGAGAUUAACCAACCUGUCUCUGAACUGUAGUGUUGAGCCUCUUUUUAUCUUUAAUAUAUGUCUUGUACAAUAUAAAGUAUGUUAUGAAUGGGCCUAGACCCGUAUUAUAAAUAUGGUGUCUUUCAUGAGC
Capsicum annuum is the source of this 4300-nucleotide messenger RNA. RefSeq lists its product as uncharacterized. The transcript is spliced from 12 exons. NCBI's taxonomy places the organism in Eukaryota, Viridiplantae, Streptophyta, Magnoliopsida, Solanales, Solanaceae. The coding region runs from base 1980 to 2513 and encodes 177 amino acids. The record is from RefSeq and is a predicted model, not a curated record.